AUGAAGCGGAAACAAAAGACAAAACAUCUGGAAAGCACAUUCUGCCUCCAGUCUGAAAAGACAUCAGGAGGCAGCACUCAAAGGGACCCUGGAAUAUCGACAGCUCAGUCAGCUGGAAAACAAAACAGCAUGGUAGAGGACAGAGGAAUCCAUCAGUUCCAGGAAGAAGCUCCCUGUUUUCGAUUCCCUGAGACGUCUCUCCUCCACUUAGAACUUCAGCAGACUCUCUUGCCGUAUCAGAAUAACUGUUUUCAUUACCAUUUAGCCAAUGAGCCCUGUACUCCAGAAAUACAUAGAAGAAGGGAAAGGGAGAUGAAAGUUUACUACACAUGUGUCCAAAGAAAAAGAGAGGUGGCUGACUUACAGAAUACGAAGAAAGGUUUGGAGCCUGCACCAAGGAAGGCACGAGUACAAGAAAUGACUUUUACUGGGAAGAUCCCCAUAGAGACCAACCUCCCUAUUUUGUCCCCUUGGGAACUCCUAACGGAGAGUGAGUGUGGCUGGGAUGUGGAAGAAGAGAAAGAAGCAGUCAAGGUGAUGAAGGAGGAGUCGUCUGACAGCCCAGCAGAGCCUCCAGCUCUGGAGGAGAGCCCCAAGGCCAGGACGCCCGAGUGGCUGGUGACCCCCGAGAGUGGCUACAAGUGUAUGGGCUGCUGCCGAGUCUUCCCCAGCCGGACCGUGCUGCAGAGGCACGUGCAGCACGGGGUUGAGGAGGGCUUUAGCUGCCGUGCCUUCCACCUUGCCUUUGCCUGGCUGAAGAGCAAAAGGAGCAUGAAAAAGAGAAGAAAGAAGAAAGCCACCUAUGGCAGCAGCAAGGGGAAAGCCCCUAACAACGAGGGACUGCAGCUGUCAGAGGCACAGUCACAGGCACAGUCCACUGAGGCAGCCCCAUCUCCUCUGAGAAGCCAGAGCACCCAUCUUUCCUUGUGCGCACCUGACACCUCCAUGACCACCAGUAUCGAAGAACCUUUUCUGAUGGUAUCCACCAUUCUCUUCAUCCUGAGAACUGACUGA
Lepus europaeus (European hare) is the source of this 1014-nucleotide messenger RNA. RefSeq names its product protein FAM170A-like. The transcript is spliced from 4 exons. The record is from RefSeq and is a predicted model, not a curated record. The coding region runs from base 1 to 1014 and encodes 337 amino acids. Gene Ontology annotation, biological process: fertilization. Gene Ontology annotation, cellular component: nucleus. Lineage: Eukaryota; Metazoa; Chordata; Mammalia; Lagomorpha; Leporidae.